UUUUCAACGAUUAUUCUCAGAUUUUGGGUAACCAGAUUUUUGCAUCACAUGUUUCUGUCUUCUCUUAGAUCGAAAUCAUUUGUUUAUCAUCCGAUCAUCUCCAUUCCUUCAAUUCCUUCAGCUCUCUCUCUAGUACGAGCCAGCUUUAUAAAACAAUCAAUGGCGGAAAAUGUUCCUCUCGAGGAGUACCUUGCAACUGCAGUCGAUGCCGCCAAGAAAGCUGGAGAGGUUGAUUUGGUCACUGAAACUGACAAGGCUUGUGAAGAUUUCAUAUUUAAUUACCUCAAGGAGCAUCACCCCUCACAUAAGUUCAUUGGGGAAGAAACUACUGCUGCUUGUGGCCAUACAGAAUUAACCAAUGAACCAACGUGGAUUGUUGAUCCUCUUGAUGGAACAACUAACUUCGUUCAUGGAUUCCCUUUUGUGUGUGUUUCUAUUGGUCUGACCAUUGGAAAGGUUCCCACAGUUGGAGUUGUCUACAAUCCAAUUAUUGAUGAGCUUUUUACUGGAAUUCGAGGAAAAGGUGCCUUUCUUAAUGCAAAGCCAAUUAAAGUAUCCUCUCAAGACGAACUGGUGAAGUCGCUUCUCGCAACUGAGGUCGGAACCAAACGCGACAAGUUGACCGUGGAUGCUACCACAGACAGAAUUAAUCGUUUUCUCUUGAAGGUGAGAUCACUUCGGAUGAGUGGUUCUUGUGCACUGAACCUCUGUGGAGUGGCCUGUGGAAGGAUUGAUUUGUUUUUCGAAACCGGUUUCGGGGGUCCCUGGGAUGUCGCUGCUGGUGCCGUUAUUGUCACAGAAGCUGGUGGGCUCGUGUUUGAUCCAUCUGGCAAGGAUUUUGACAUAACAUCUCAGAGAGUAGCAGCUUCCAACCCUAUUCUAAAGAAUGCAUUUGUGGAGGUUUUGGAGCUGUAAGAAUGUGAUGACUUCGGUAAAUUCAUGAGAUCUUCAACUUUCCAUUUAUUGGUAAUUCUUUUCUUUUUGCUCUUUCUUUUAUUCAAGUGGUUCCAGAAUACAGUUCAUAAAUAUCUAUAGCGUCGCGAUGUAAUAUUUUACUGUAAUCUUGAGUGUCCAGUAAAAAGAGAAAUUUAUACGACACGACUUCUAUUUAUAGGUCCACUGGGAUGUAUUUCGAUCGAGUUUUGUCUUGGAAUGGAAAGUUUGCGAAUAAGAAGCCUGGAAAUAGAAUGCAUUCAUAUGAUGAUCAUUGUAAUGUUUUGGUUUGCACAAAUGGAAUUUUGUUGAAUGUUGUUUGAAGAUGCUUUGUUGGGUAUUUAUUUAGAAUUUAAUUAUGUUCGACAAA
Momordica charantia (bitter melon) is the source of this 1303-nucleotide messenger RNA. Lineage: Eukaryota; Viridiplantae; Streptophyta; Magnoliopsida; Cucurbitales; Cucurbitaceae. The record is from RefSeq and is a predicted model, not a curated record.